Molecule: messenger RNA, 597 nt
Organism: Carcharodon carcharias (great white shark)
Lineage: Eukaryota; Metazoa; Chordata; Chondrichthyes; Lamniformes; Lamnidae
Product: tumor necrosis factor receptor superfamily member 3-like
Exons: 5
Coding region: 106-597 (163 amino acids)
Biological process (GO): immune response; positive regulation of canonical NF-kappaB signal transduction; hematopoietic or lymphoid organ development
Molecular function (GO): ubiquitin protein ligase binding
Source: RefSeq, a predicted model, not a curated record
AGUCGUUCACCCACCAGCCCUCCCCAGUUCCUCAAUCGAGUCAGAAGCCGAGGCAUUGCGCAAGUGUCCCCUGCCUGGAAAUGAAGGCUUCCAGAGCAGAACCAGAUGCUACUGUCCAUAGCCUGUAUGGUCGGGCUCUCCUUGUCCAGUUCCAACUCCUACGCUCCACUGGGAGGGAGGUGUGACCAGGAGAACGAUUACUAUGAAGGCCACCUUCAUAUCUGCUGCUCAAAGUGUCCACCAGGUCAAUAUGCAUUACAGCGAUGUACCAGACAGUCCGAUACUCUGUGUGCCGUCUGCCGAGAGGGGGAGUUCACCGAGUUCUGGAAUUAUGUCCGCGAGUGUCAAAUUUGCCCCUCCUGUGAUCACCGGAGGGGGCUGGUAGUGAGGCAGAACUGCACGAGUCAACACAAAACCGAGUGUGAGUGUGCCCAGGGACAUCACUGCGUCGAAGGGCAGCGCUGCUCGGAGUGUGAGCGGCACACAGAAUGUCCUCCGGGGCAAGAAGAGGCACAACAAGGGUUGGCAGCCGACGAGCGGCUCUCCCUCGGACUAACCCUCGGUCUGCGCAUUACCUCAGUAGGGAGGGGCCGGUAG